AUGGAACCGCCCUUCGCCCUCCAGCGAUCCGCUACACUCCCUGGCAGACGCGCAUCAACGGGCAGAUAUAGCCUGGGAUCGCACGAGCUUUCCAGCAGCCCCUCGUCCGCCUCCGAAGAGAUCCUCUACUACAGCCCGUCCGCGAAAAUAUUCAAGUUCGAACUCCCCAACUCCUCCUCGUCCGAACCGAUCCUCCCCGACCUCGACUACCCCGUUGACGCCAUAGAGACGCUGCCAUGGAAGCUGUCGACGGAGCGGAUAGCGUCUAUCGGCUCUCUGCGGAUCGAGAAUGUCGCUGGCUCGGCUACGUUCCUGAAAUCUGGCAGCGUGGUGUACCCUCUGCUCAAGAACAGCCAGUGCUGGUGCGUCGACAAAGUGUCAAGAUUUGUAUUUAGGAUACGGAAACUCACCUAUUACCGCGUUGAGCUGCCGGGCGAGACGGAAGAAGAUAUAAGCCGCGUGGAGAGCUUCAAGGAGGUCCUUUCUAGCAUCAUUCGAUAUGAAAUUACGCCGUGCCCCUUUAAACGCGGGUUCUCUGUCGUCCUGCCAGAAGAAGCCAAAACGCCAAAGAAGAAGAAGGCCUGGCAGCCGAAACGGCAGUCUAUGCCUGCGUUUCUCCCGUUAAACCUGGUUGCCGAAGAUUCUGCUGCCACCGGUGGUCUGGAAUCAACGAGUGAGAGCGGCGGUGACGGCGCGGCGGUUGAUCUAGGCGAAGGUACUCUCAAUGACGAGCCCUUGGAUAAAGGUAUCGAGAAUGACUUGCCCGUUGUGACCGGCGAAGAGCCACUUUCACUUGGAACGGGCGGGAUGCGAUCGGACAGCCGUAGAGUAACCGCGCCUCCCCAGACAUUCCAAUCCCUUGUUGCCAAAUUUCAAGAGUUUCAGGAUGCAAGCGACUCGGAACGUCCAGCCUACGGGGAAGAUAAUGGCCGAAUGUCGAGCUUUGGAUCUUAUCAUACUUGUGAGACAGAGGCUUCUAUAUCUCCCUUGGAUACCCAAUACUUAGACCCUCCUUCGUCAUGGAACUCAUCUCCUACUGAAGAAAGAACAGCGGCGCCUUCGCUGAUAAAUGAUGAAGAAACUACUUUAAACCCAAUCAUGCUACCCGAUUCUGACCCCUUUAUCGACUCAGACAGCAGCGUUGGGGAGAUACCUGAAGAUACAUCGUCUGUCGAGCAGCGUUGCCCCCUCGAGCCAUCAAGCUCCAGCAUGUAUGAGCCAAGUCAUCUCUCGCCAAACGAAGACUACGUCGGGAGAAGUACAGCUGUCGAUGAUCCAGAUCCAGAUCUCCGCCAGCGUCUUCGUAUUAAUCGAAAACGGGAUCUAUCACCGCUCCCGCCUUCUUCCACUCUUUAUUAUCCCUCUGCCCGAUCCCCUGCCAACCACCUCACACACUCAAUCUUACAAAAGACAUGUACAUAUGUCCUUGGCCCACCCGUCCAGUUUCUCAUGCUGCUCCUACGCCUUGCUGCGAGGGUGGCUGUCAACCGGCAAUCCUCGGACUCGGGAAACCUGUCUUCAUACCAACAGGAAGUUGAUGAAUUAAGUGAAGACGAUUUUGGAAUACCGAUCCCAUCCGUGCCUUCAAUGCGACGAGUAAACUCGAACUCGUUGAGCGCUUAUGAUUCUUUGGAUGAGGCAGACUAG
Arthroderma uncinatum is the source of this 1647-nucleotide messenger RNA. RefSeq lists its product as uncharacterized. Bases 1 to 1647 code for a protein of 548 amino acids. Gene Ontology annotation, cellular component: extrinsic component of intraperoxisomal membrane. Gene Ontology annotation, biological process: peroxisome inheritance. Lineage: Eukaryota; Fungi; Ascomycota; Eurotiomycetes; Onygenales; Arthrodermataceae. The record is from RefSeq and is a predicted model, not a curated record. The transcript has a single exon.